Messenger RNA from Carassius gibelio (silver crucian carp), 2916 nucleotides. Its product is annotated as sorting nexin-9-like. The transcript is spliced from 19 exons. Gene Ontology annotation, biological process: endosomal transport; cleavage furrow formation; plasma membrane tubulation. Bases 287 to 2092 code for a protein of 601 amino acids. NCBI's taxonomy places the organism in Eukaryota, Metazoa, Chordata, Actinopteri, Cypriniformes, Cyprinidae. Gene Ontology annotation, cellular component: plasma membrane; cytoplasmic vesicle. Gene Ontology annotation, molecular function: protein binding; phosphatidylinositol binding. The record is from RefSeq and is a predicted model, not a curated record.
CGAUAAGUGAGUUUGUUUCCGGUUGUGUCUCUUAUGUGUAACACACUCAGCUGCAGUGAAGUUGAACCUUAAACGCUGGAAACGUCGAGUUUGGAUUUACACACUUUUCUGGCUCCACUACAUUCGAGUCUGUUAGGCUCGGACAAGAGAGUAAAGUGUCUUUGGUGAUGUAAAUAAAGCGGUUUGAGAAGGAUUGUUUUGGGCAGAAGAAACAUGUCUGGAUGAAGAAGAGAGUUUAUCGCCUUCAAACUGCAGGUUUCUGUAAUGACUGGUUAAUUUGGGUAUAAUGGAGACGAAGGCACAGGUUUUAUAUGAUUUCACGGCAGAGCCUGGGAAUAAUGAGCUGUCGGUUCGAGAGGGUGAGACAAUCACAAUAACCAACCGGAACAUUGGUGGAGGAUGGCUUGAGGCAAAGAACUCCAGAGGAGAGGUCGGAUUGGUGCCAGAGGACUAUAUAGAGAUUAACCAGGCUAAGCCUUUUACUUCUGGAGGAAAUGCAGCCCCCCUCGAUCUCUCGUUCUUCGACAGUCACAUGCCGACCCCGGCCAGCACCGCACAGGUGGAUGUAGCUCAGCCGGAGACUCCAGUCACCCCAGGAUUUUCAUCCACCUCCCCUGAUGAGACAAGUAAUGGUAAUGACCCAUGGGCAGUGUUUGAUAGUAAUGCAUCUGGGGGGUUUUCUAAUAACUGGGCAGCUCAGCCAGAGGGCACCGAGACGGGGAAAACCAGCAGCAAUGCAUGGCCUUCUGGAGGACAGGGGCAUCCGCAGGCCUACCAGGGUCCAGGCGCAGAAGAUGAUGAGUGGGACGAGGAGUGGGAUGACGUGAAGUCAUCGGGUGGCUAUGCUGAAUCUGAAGCUGGAGAGGGCGGAGCUAUAAACAGAGGCGGAGCUCAUGGUUCAUCCAUGAAAAUUGCCCUCAACAAAUUUCCUGGUUUCUCUAAAUCAGGUCCUGAGCUGUACUUGCUGUCCAAACUGCCCGCCAAAGGAACCAAACUGUCUGUUUAUACAGGAGAAGUUGGCCCAGUGUGGGCGUAUCCAGACUAUCAGCUGGACUGUGUUGUCGCUGACCCUAAAAAGGGCUCCAAAAUGUAUGGCCUCAAGAGUUACAUUGAGUACCAAGUCAUACCCACUACCACGAACAAGCCUGUCAUUCACAGGUACAAGCACUUCGAUUGGUUAUAUGAAAGGCUUUUGGAAAAAUUUGGAUCGGCUAUUCCAAUCCCCUCUCUGCCUGAUAAGCAGGUGACAGGUCGCUUUGAGGAGGAAUUUAUAAAAAUGCGCAUGGAAAGGCUUCAGGGUUGGAUGUCGCGAAUGUGCCGGCAUCCCGUUGUCUCCAGCAGUGAAGUCUUCCAGCUGUUUCUCUCGUACAAAGAUGAGAAGGACUGGAAAAUGGGAAAGAGAAAAGCAGAAAAAGAUGAGACCGUCGGAGUCAUGGUUUUCUCCACGAUAGAGCCCGAGGGACUGCCAGACCUGGACCUGACUGAAGUAGAGCAGAAGUGUGAACAGUUCAACCGUUUCACCAAGGCAAUGGAUGAUGGUGUGAAAGACUUGCUGACAGUAGGAAAUGAACACUGGAAACGCUGCACAGGCCCUCUUCCAAAGGAAUAUCAACGGAUUGGCAAAGCUUUCCAAAACCUGUCCUCGGUGUUCAUCAGCAGUGGAUAUGAAGGAGAGGCUGUGCUCACAGAUGCACUGACGGCAGCAGGAAAGACCUACGAGGAGAUUGCUCAGAUGGUGGCAGAGCAGCCCAAGAAAGACCUUCACUUCCUCAUGGAAACUAACAAUGAGUACAAAGGUCUGCUGGGAUGCUUUCCUGAUACUAUUGGCGUUCACAAGGCUGCCAUAGAGAAGGUAAAGGAAGCAGAUAAACUAGUGGCUGCGGGUAAAAUCACCCCCUCAGAUAAGAUCACCAUGUCGAAACGUGCCAGCACCAUGUCUUACUCUCUGCAAGCCGAAAUGAACCACUUCCAUAGCAACCGUAUCUAUGACUACAACAGGGUGAUGCAGCAGUACCUGGAGCAGCAAGUCAAAUUCUAUGAGAUGAUUGCAGAGAAACUACGACACGCUCAUGGUCAGUUCACUACUAUGUAACGGCGGAGAAGCUGCCUCACUCUUUCUCUCUCUUCUUCUUACACGAUUAUUCUCGUUCUGUUUUCUGUUCAUGUUAUUGGUGUCAUGAUGUCAGUGCCAUAAAAAUCUCCUGUCGAUCUCAGGCCAAAGAUAGCAGCGAUCAUGUCCUGCAUGAGCACUGGCCGAGCUCAAGUGUUUUUAAAAAGCAGCUACAGAUUGUGACUAAAAUAUCAGAUUAUAUGGGAGCUUGAAUUAUUAUAAUUAUGUAGUUGUUGAUUUGAUGGAUGUUCCAAGGUUUGUUAGUUUUGAUUAAUGAUAAAUAUGAAAGAUGCAGAGAGAGACGCAACAUUUAUACAACACAUGCUUUUAUACAAGUGAUCUAAAGAGAUUCUGGUGCAUGUAUGAGGCCAAGCCAAGUUUGAUUGUGCCUGGAUUUGUAGAGACCCUGCAAAAAAAUAAAUAUAUACAUGCCCCACUGCACUUUACUGUGGCCUUUCAGAUGCAUCAUCCUGUUUGUGUUUGGUCUCAAAAACAAUCCCAGUCAUUUUCAUUGAACUUUUCUGGAGAUGAUAACCGGAGGGCUGGUCCUUUUUCCCCAUAAGAGACAUUGUGACAUUAAUUUUCUCUCCCCAAAGCCAAAUAACAAACCAAGAUUAUGCUCAGCUUGAUGCUUCCACCUCAGUGCAAUUAUCACUAAUUUGUUAUCCUGUAAAAAUCACAUUAUACUCCACCUGAUGCAUGUUGUUCAUAUAUAUUUUUAUGUAUAGCAGUGGUUGCAAGUCUUUUGCACGCAUAAUGACAAAACAAUUGAGAUUAUGAUUUAAUAAAAACUGAUUUGUAUGCUA